Messenger RNA from Drosophila biarmipes, 1638 nucleotides. RefSeq lists its product as uncharacterized. The coding region runs from base 842 to 1462 and encodes 206 amino acids. The transcript is spliced from 3 exons. NCBI's taxonomy places the organism in Eukaryota, Metazoa, Arthropoda, Insecta, Diptera, Drosophilidae. The record is from RefSeq and is a predicted model, not a curated record.
UAUGUAACUGGUAGAUGAAAGCGUUUCCCACCCUCAAAGUAUUGUCGCAAACUUCGCCACUACGUGUACUGCCGUCCACAGAUAUAUAUUUCUGUGCAGAAUCACUGGACAAGUUGUUCGUCUCUCAGUCCGCCCGUAUUUAUACUGAGAUCUCGGAAACUAUAUAAGCUUGAAAAAUUGAAGAUAUAACAAAACAUUAAUGAGUCCAGUAAAGCGUUCUUCAAAUGAAGCUUAAAUUUGAGAAUUUGAGAAUGAUCACUAAUAAACAGGAUUUGUAUUCAUAUCGUAACGUAUUCGCCUAAACUGGCUCCUUCUUCUGGCUAUCCCGCAACUUAAAAGAUUAUAGUAUUUGUAUAUUUAUUUAAGAACUAUUUAUUAUUAAAUCGAUCAUGUUUUAUGUACCAGUAUGACUAGACUUCAGAAUUAUUCCUACUUGUUUGAUGACCAAAAGGUUCUUAAACCUAGUAUUUUUGGUCUUAUUAAUUUGUGCUUGAAGGCAUUAUUUUGUUCUCGAAAAUACUUGAUUCAAGAAAAAAAUACAGGACUUUUUUCUUAGUGCCCUCUUGCUUGCUUAGCUGAGUCAUCUGAUAGUCAAUGCACUCGACUAUAUCGUUCUUCUUUGUUCCAUUCUAAUUUUAAAACGACCACAAAAAGGGAAAUCACGUCAUAUCCGUCAAUUUUAUUACUUAUUAUGUUAAAUAUUUCUCAAAGACAUAUGACUCCUCGGGAUAGCAUUUAGAAGAGGCAGUUCAAUGAGUGUGGUUGUGCUGUUUCGUUUGCCUUUUAAAGAGAAACCAUAUUUUAUUAAGGAAGUCAAAUUUAUUUUUGUGCAGAAUUCAUAAUGUCCCUGUGUCCGAGGGGGUUCGAUGGAGGUUUUAUGGUGAUGGUGUUGCUUAUAUUGGCCCUAUCCACUGGUGAUGCACAAGCCAAGAGCAACCGCACGGCCAGCAGUCGCAAAAGCUCCAGUUUUAUUUCAGGACCUUCGCACCACUCGUCUUUUAAUUCUCCGAUCCCCUUGGAUUCCAAGCCUACGACUCCCUUAGCUUCCGUUCCCUUACGCAUCUUGACAUCUGCUCCUCCGUACAAUUUGGCUCCCGCAGCUUAUGGAAACACAUCUUAUCCGAGAGGACUAAACGUCCGAGGGCUCCCCAAGGACCCCGUCCCCCAGCCCGCCAAGGGACCUAGGCUACACGGGGAUGUUUCACUGGCACCUAAAAAGUCGGCCAAAGCCUCGGAUGUGGGUGCGGACUUGGGUAACUUUUUGGUCAGCAAGAUAAAGCAUUUCUUCGGUGGAACUACAGGAGGAAGCGCUGCUUCAAACCAAACAGUUAAAGCUGCUUCAGAACCCGCCAGUUCUGAUCAGAUCCGUUCAUCCGGCGUCCAUCUAUCAAAGCCAAUUUGCGGACACUUUAGCCUCAUAACCAUUAUGGUCACAUUGAUUGUGGCCUACUGUGUCCACUGAAAUUGAUAUACUAUACAUAUAAUUGACGUCGAAUUUUAAACUCUUCUCAAAAAUAAUAAUUUAAUAUUGAUGAACAAAAUUGUAUCGUUAUUAAAAUCUCCAAUACGCUUAUUUUUAUACGAAAUAUGAAACUUGUUAUAAUACUUUCUUUGGUGCUUGAAGCGACUUACUUUACG